CAAAGAAGAUCCUCCUUGGCUCCUUCUUCUUUCCUUUGUAUAAAUAAUAUAAAAAUAAAUAAAAACUAUUAGCAGAAAAGUCUACUCUAGUCUCUAGACAUGCUAUCAAAAUCAAAUAAAACAAUGUGAACUAAUGAAAAACAUGUAGUUUUUUUUUUUAACAGAAAAAGAGUUCUGUAAUAACUAAAUGCUUUUUGUUGUUAAAUAGUUAAGAAAGUGAUUGUUGCAUUAGAGAUUGUCAAAUUAUAAAACCUGCCGAAAAUCUAGUGUAUUAUCUAGUAGUAAACUGCCGUUACAAAUAACAUUUGGAAGACCUAUUGCUACUACUCGUGGCGGGUUUAGUUUUUUUUUUUCACUUUAUUUAACAAAUAUUUAUUGUCGACUAUUCAUUCGUCGAGAAAAAAAAAACAAUUUGGAAAAACAAAACCAAACUUAGUUAGUAAGAAGCACUUUCCAUUAUUAUCUACCUCUCUUCCCCACCAAUUUCAUAAGUAUCACACAAUAAUAGUUAGUAUGUUCAAUAAUACCACUGCCUUCGGCUCCGGCGCCGGCGCCGUCGUCCCGACUUCCUCCGCUACAGUUCCCACCACCGUCUUCCCCGGCACAACCAUCACUUCCAAUUCCACCUUCAUCAUCAUCGGACCUCCUCCACCGUUCCCGGCGUCUCCCCGGAGCAUCGACUACUCUCCUCUCAAAUUAAUCUUCGCCGUCAUCGCAAUCGUCGCCGUUCCCGCCUUAGCUUACGCUCUCUUCUUCGCCGUCCCCUGUUCUUCCGGCCGCCGUAACUCCUCUUCCUCCCGCCGCAGCACCAGCUCUUCCUCCGACGAUCCACCUCAUGUCGCCGUGGAUAUCACGUCCGAGAGAGACGCUGCCUCCGCCGCCGCGCUAGAUUCCGGCGUAAAAUUCCAGAAAGAGACGCCUUCCAAGGAGAUCGGGAACGAAUGCACCGUGUGUCUAUCGGUGUUCGCCGGCGGCGAGGAGAUCCGGCGACUAAGCCCGUGUAAGCACGCGUUCCACGUGUCUUGUAUUGAGAAGUGGCUUAAAGAUCAUCCCACUUGUCCCAUUUGCCGUGAAGACGUCUCCGUUAAACAGACCGAAGCUGACGCUGACGUUAACGUUAACGUUAACGGUAACGGUAACGUGAAUCGUAGCGGCGGAAACCGCCGAGUUUCGGCGACCAGUAGAGAUGACGAUUGGCGUCAAGGUUUGCCUGAUGCUUCCAGUUUAGUUUGAUAUUUUUAUUUUAUGUCCUCGUUUUUGUAAUUUUAUUUUUCGAUUUCAUGAUUUUUGAAAUAUUUUUUGUGACUGUAAACAAAUUGUUUCAAUUUCGUAAAAACAAAAAAAAA
Messenger RNA from Eutrema salsugineum, 1346 nucleotides. Its product is annotated as RING-H2 finger protein ATL33. The transcript has a single exon. NCBI's taxonomy places the organism in Eukaryota, Viridiplantae, Streptophyta, Magnoliopsida, Brassicales, Brassicaceae. The record is from RefSeq and is a predicted model, not a curated record. Bases 514 to 1233 code for a protein of 239 amino acids. Gene Ontology annotation, biological process: protein ubiquitination.